AUGAUAAUCAACUGGUUACCCUCUGUUUGGACUCCAAACCAGUCUCUGUUCUCUGUCAAAUGUGAGAUUUUGGAUGUGGAGUUGGAGGAGGGACGACGGUCAGGAAAAUUGACGGCAAUAAGGUGCAUUUUGUACUCUUUUGUACAUUUUGCACUGGUUUCCUAAUUUGUAUCAUAGCUAAAGAAGAUUUAUGGCCCAGCCACAAAUCUUUCAGUGUUACAAAGCAUACUGUAUACCAGGGGCGUAGCGUCCAUAUGCGCACGUACGCCCGUGGAAAAAACAUUUUUUAUUCCCUUAUAGCAUUUGUUACAGUUACCAUAAAAAUAGGAUCGAUUUUUAAAUUUCGAAUUAUAAUGGUGUGUGUGUUUGUUUUUCCAGUAGCUUUUCAUUAGUCCAUAAACGACAAGAAACGUUAGUUGGCUUCCUAGACUUGUUAACUGUCCAGUUAUUUUAGGAAGCCAACACCUUUUUAGCUUUAAUUGUUAUUUGAUGUAAAUGUAUUCUUUUCUAAAUCUAAGGGCUAAUAAAGUUAUUGUUGUCGUAAAGUAAUGGUGGUGAAAACGAAAGAAAAAAUUCUACCCUCUGCGGUCCUCGCCUUUCCCCAAUCCCCUGUCCAGGGCUAUUUUUUAAGGAGAAGUUACCCCUAAAUGCUGUGUGGCUCCAGAAAUAAUUGCACUCGACUCAGAUCAGGAAUAUAUAUAUGCAAAUGCAACUGAAGUCAUUGACUGUGUAAAGCCUGAAAACCCCAAGAAACAAUUAGAGAUCCGCGGAAAUAGUUGGAAAUGGCAUUUCCGAGACCCUAAAUUUCAAAAUUUAGACCAGACCCCCCUGGUUUGGGGCGCCUUCGGCGCUCCCAAUUUCCACGCUGUGAACACCUUCAAAACCUCACGCUACGCCCCUUUAUACGGAACUUAUAAUACAAAUGGCUCAAAGCUCGAAAAGUUAAAGGGUUUAGAGAAGACAAAAUUAGAGACUAAUAUGCGUAACUUUUCUACUUUUUUAAAAUUUCUGAUAAUUUAAAGAAACGAUUCUUAUGAAUUUUAGAUAAAUACAGGUUGAGAUGAUGAUUAUAAGGACAGAAACAACAGUACCAAGAACAUUUAUUCUCAUGACCAUAAAUCUUCCAAAAAAAAAAACAAACAAACACGAUGACAUUGAUAAUGAUGACCAUAGAUCAACUAACAAUUAUAGUUUCCCAUGGAAAAAGAAAUCCUUUUCAAAUGUUGAACAAGUGUGGGAUAACUUGAAUUUGUUUGUAUGAUGAAUAUUACAGAAGUAAUGAAGAAAUUUUUAAAAUUUUUUCCCAGGCCACUUUUGAUUAUGGUGCACAAUACUAGAGUGAUUAUAAAGAAUACAACCUUCCCGGAGGGGAGACUGAGUUCGACGGACAAGAAACAAAGCUGCCCACCUACUGGAACACAUCCUUCUCCAAGAUCUGUCUCGGUAUGAAGAUCUGACAUCAACUUAGGUACAUUGUCAUCAGCAAGCAGGCCGACUCUUUGUACUCACUGAUCGCUGAUGGGCAAUACCGCGUCACCUCAUUGAGUUGUGACGCGUGGAAGGCGUUAAUUGGCUCACAAGCCUCUUUACAGUACUACUGCAACAAGGAAGGGUUCAAUGCCGUUUGUAGUUGGAGCAAACAUUCUAAAGCCAGAAUUGGUAUUGUUGGCAACAAAUAUGAUGACUGCGGUGCGUGUGACUCAAGGAUUGGAUUUGGCACAAGAGGAUACCCCGAUGACCUGAACACAUGUUGCAAUGUGGCUAAGUGGUAUCCAGAUAACGGAGACAAAUACAUCAAGGUUGUGGGAUGCAUCUUGGUACAAUGA
Pocillopora meandrina is the source of this 1826-nucleotide messenger RNA. NCBI's taxonomy places the organism in Eukaryota, Metazoa, Cnidaria, Anthozoa, Scleractinia, Pocilloporidae. The record is from the annotation of a GenBank genome assembly.